AUGGUGGGGGCGUUAAUUUCGUCAUCAGUGGACCUGCCCCUUUCCUGGGCGGCUUGGCAUCGAAAGCCACAGAUUGCCGCGGGCCUGGGCGGCUGUCUAUCCGUCCAACGGUGA
Molecule: messenger RNA, 114 nt
Organism: Pyricularia grisea
Lineage: Eukaryota; Fungi; Ascomycota; Sordariomycetes; Magnaporthales; Pyriculariaceae
Exons: 1
Coding region: 1-114 (37 amino acids)
Source: RefSeq, a predicted model, not a curated record